GACAUUAACCCUGCAACAACAGCCCCCAUCCAGUCUGAGGUGACGAUGACGACGCCGGCUGAGAAGACACAGGAGAAGAAGGCUGAGGAUGUUGUGGCCGUGGAGGAAGAGGAAGAAGAAUAUGUGGUGGAGAAAGUUUUGAAUCGAAGGGUGGUGAAAGGGAGAGUGGAGUACCUUCUUAAGUGGAAAGGCUUUUCUGAGUGAGUUUACACAAUACAGAUGUGAUAUGUAUUUUUGUAUCCCUAUGUGGAAUGUUUGUAUUGACCAAACAAAACCCCUCUUUCACUCCAAUGCUGUUUUCUGGCUUAAUUAACACUGCCUUUGUUUCUUCAGUGAUGACAACACAUGGGAGCCAGAGGAUAAUUUGGACUGUCCUGACCUGAUUGCACAGUUUCUGCAGAAACAGAAAUCAGCUCAUGAGUCUGUAGGCAAGAGGAAGUCUGCAGAGCCUAGUGUGGAAGGAGAGGAAAGUCGACCCAAGAAGAAAAAAGAUGACGUAAGUCCUAAAGAGAGAAGCGUGUACACAGAUGGCAUCGUUUUGUCUUUUUCACAUUUAGUGACAUUGAGUGACACUCUCCCUGUGUUUUAGCCAGAGAAACUAAGGGGCUUUGCUCGAGGUUUGGAUCCAGAAAGGAUUAUUGGUGCCACUGACUCCACUGGAGAACUCAUGUUCCUCAUGAAAUGGUUUGUAUUGCCCUAUUCAUUUUCAUUUCUUUUGACCUUUAUUUAUACUGGUUACUACUAGACCUAAUCAUGCAGCAGUAGCAAGUCAACUCAUGUUGCGCAUACCAUGUACCUGUCAAUUCACAUAACCCUGUGCUCUCUGUUUAUCAUGUGUAUGCAUCAAUAAAAGAAAGUGGAUCCAUUGCCUUCAAUCUCCUCAUUCUGUGCAUCCUGCCUAUUUCAUAGCACCACUACAAUUCCAGAACUAGCCAGAACCCACCACUUAAGUACUCAUCCAACUCGUGGUUCUCUCCACACGGCCUGUUCUUGUAGGAAAAACUCGGAUGAAGCAGACCUGGUACCAGCUAAGGAAGCAAAUGUGAAGUGUCCACAGGUGGUAAUAUCCUUCUAUGAGGAGCGGCUCACGUGGCACUCUUACCCCACUGAGGAGGAGGAGAAGAAGGAUGACAAGAACUAG
Coregonus sp. 'balchen' is the source of this 1141-nucleotide messenger RNA. The record is from the annotation of a GenBank genome assembly. NCBI's taxonomy places the organism in Eukaryota, Metazoa, Chordata, Actinopteri, Salmoniformes, Salmonidae.